Stegastes partitus (bicolor damselfish) is the source of this 2496-nucleotide messenger RNA. It is a transcript of the gene cox15, whose product is annotated as cytochrome c oxidase assembly homolog 15 (yeast). Gene Ontology annotation, biological process: heme A biosynthetic process. Gene Ontology annotation, molecular function: oxidoreductase activity, acting on NAD(P)H, heme protein as acceptor. The transcript has 9 exons. The coding region runs from base 111 to 1334 and encodes 407 amino acids. Gene Ontology annotation, cellular component: mitochondrial inner membrane. The record is from RefSeq and is a predicted model, not a curated record. NCBI's taxonomy places the organism in Eukaryota, Metazoa, Chordata, Actinopteri, Pomacentridae.
GAAGAAAGCUUACCAAACCAACCGGCUGACAGCCGUUAAGUAACCAGGCUCUGUGUUUUACAACAACCCUGCUGGACCACCUCACCACUGGCAGACAUUAGUGCACUAACAUGUUACUCUCAUCGCUGCGGACGACGGUGUUUUGCGGCUGUAGGAGCAGCUCCAAAGGGUUUCAGCACAGCAGCCGGAGUCCACAGCUACGACAAUGGCUUGUGAAGAGAGGUCAGAGCACCGUCACAGUGGAGGCAGGAGCCGCCUCCACUCCAGCAGUAGCUACUGUCCCCAACGCAGCCACAAAUCGCAUAGUCGGUCGCUGGUUACUGGGUUGCAGUGGGCUGGUGGUUGGAGCUGUUGUCUUGGGUGGCGUCACAAGGCUAACAGAAUCUGGGCUUUCCAUGGUUGACUGGCAUCUGGUGAGAGAGAUGAAGCCUCCUCGGUCACAAGCAGAGUGGGAGGCUGAGUUUUCUAAGUACCAGCAGUUUCCAGAAUUCAAAAUUAUGAACCACGAUAUGACUCUGCCAGAGUUUAAGUUCAUCUACUACAUGGAGUGGGGGCAUCGUAUGUGGGGCAGGCUGGUUGGACUGGCAUACAUCCUCCCCACCAUUUACUUCUGGAGGAAAGGAUACUUUACUCGCUCCAUGAAGGGAAAAGUGCUGGGGCUUUGUGGAUUUGUCUUCUUCCAGGGCCUGCUGGGGUGGUACAUGGUAAAAAGCGGGCUGGAGGAGAAGCCUGAGUCUUACGACAUCCCUCGAGUCAGCCAGUAUCGCCUAAGUGCUCAUCUUGGCUCUGCCUUGUUGCUGUACUGUGCCAGUCUGUGGACAGGGCUUACUCUGAUGCUGCCAGCACACAAGAUGAGAGAAACCAGUCGUCUCAUGCAGCUGAGGAGGUUUGCCAAGGGUACUGGUGGACUCGUCUUCCUCACCGCACUUUCAGGUGCUUUUGUUGCUGGUUUGGAUGCCGGGCUGGUGUAUAACUCUUUCCCUAAGAUGGGAGAAAGAUGGAUUCCUGAUGAUCUGCUUGCCUUCUCGCCUACCCUCAAGAACUUCUUUGAAAACCCAACAACUGUACAAUUUGACCACAGAAUUUUAGCAAUCAGUUCUCUUACUGCGAUUACUGGCCUCUAUCUGUUCUCAAGGAGGAUGAUGCUGCCCAGGAGGGCAAAGAUUGCCAUCAGUCUUCUUGCAGCAAUGGCCUAUGGACAGGUUGCCCUUGGUAUCAGCACCCUGCUACUGUAUGUCCCAACUCCACUGGCAGCAACUCACCAGUCUGGCUCUGUGGCUCUUCUCUCGUUGGCCAUUUGGGUUCUGGCAGAGCUCCGCAAAAUGCCCAAGUAAAUGGCUAAUCCAUUAUGGACAAAUCUAAUCCCAAGCAGCCACACAGCACGCCUGUAAAUGUCAGCGAUGACACUUUGAAUGAGGAAUUCAGAGAAACAAACUGCUGAAUCUGAGAAAUGUUCUUCAUUUAACACUGGACUUUUAUGUACAUGCUGAAGCAUAUGCGAUGUGCAUCUUCAUCACGCUAUUAUUAAAGCAGGAGCAUUUUUUGAUUGUUGUUGAUUUAAACAUUACAAAAAUACAUCAAGGCUGAUGUAUUUGUUUGGUUAUGCCAGGAAUUAAACAAAGAAAUGCAAAGCUAAUUAGCUAAUUAGGCUAAUUAAGCUAAUUAGGGGUCGACCGAUAUGGUUCUUUCAUGGUCAGUAUCGAUACCAAUUAUUAGCAGUCACGGAAACAAAUAACUGAUACACAUUUGCACUGACAAUAUAAAUGUUGAUAUAAAAAUUUAGAAUAGUGCAAAAUCCAACACAAAGCGUUGUUGAAAUGCAGUAUUUUAUGUUUUACAUAUGUAAAUCAUAAAAUAAAUAACCUUUCAGCAUUUAUUAUUCCGUGUUGAUAGGCUGUUACUAGUGAUGCAUAGCCAAUCAGGUAACGCUGUGGGGAGGAGUUUGCUCGAGUUCAGAGUGGUGACUACAGAUGGAGCCAAGGUAAUCCAUUUCAUUAACUUAUUUGGUAUGAAAGUGGUUUUCAAAAAGGAACGAAAAUCGGAAAAAUCCUAAAUAUUGGAUUUGAUAAUUGGAAAAACUUCAUCAGUCGACCCCUGAAGCAAGCGUUUACUUUCUGUCUAGCUUUAAUUACAUUGCAAUAAGAUUUCCAGUGAAGAGUUUAUUAAAUAUUUGCUUUGCAAGCAGCUGUAACUCUUACCGUUUCCAUUGAUGUGCACAGUUUUAACAGGUUGUUCGAAGGAAAAUUUGGCUAUUAAAUGGUCACCUGUUGCCUUGUAUCAGGACAUACACUGCCUGUUGGUUGAGGCAGAUUAGGCUCCUGGGAUUAUAUGUAUAAUUAUGUAUAUUUUAAAUUAUGAACCAUUUCUUGUUGACAUUGUCUUGAUGAAUUAUAAUGUAAAAAAAAAAUGGAGUAUUGACUGAUACUUUGUAUUUUAUCUUGCUGAAUAGAGUCUUAUUUCAUUAAAGACAGUUAUGUACAGUGUUUAAAAUUCAAA